This is a messenger RNA of Sycon ciliatum, 1008 nucleotides long. RefSeq lists its product as uncharacterized. The transcript has a single exon. The record is from RefSeq and is a predicted model, not a curated record. Bases 1 to 1008 code for a protein of 335 amino acids. NCBI's taxonomy places the organism in Eukaryota, Metazoa, Porifera, Calcarea, Leucosolenida, Sycettidae.
AUGUCCAGCGACGAUGGUUCUUCCGCUUCCGCCUCUGGAGCUUCAGCUGCCGCUAGCUCCUCCGCCCCGGCCCAAAACCAACCACUCGCCCGCAACGACCAACACGACGCACCGGACCGUCCGGUGUCUGCCAUCACCUUCCGACUGCCGCAGUACUGGCCCGGCGAUCCGCAGCUUUGGUUUGCACAGGCAGAAGCGCAUUUUGCCCACCAUCGCAUCACCAACCCGCGGGCCAAGUAUAAUGUCGUCGUGAGUUCGCUGGCUCCUGAAUACGCCGCUGAGAUUCGGGACUUGCUCCUAGCGCCGCCAGCCGAGGAGCCGUACCAAGUCCUGAAAGAGGCGCUCACCGCACGCACACAAAAGUCCGAUCAGGCACGGUUGCGUGAGCUACUCUCAACAGCCGACAUCGGGGACAGCCGACCAAGUCGCGUCCUCCGACGCAUGCAACAGCUUUUGGGCAGUAAGUCUCUAGACCCAACUAUCCUGCGCGAGCUAUUUGUACAGCGUUUGCCCGUGACGGUCCGCCUGAUUCUGGCUGCAACACCUGCAAGCCUCAGCCUGGACGAACUUGCAGCGCUUGCUGACAAGGUGGUUGAAAGCACGUGCUCAACCCCACUCACCGGUACAAGUGUUCACACUCUGAGUGAAGCCCCUAGCCCUGCUCGGUCUAGUACGUAUACGGCCUUAUCAUGUAGAUCUACAGCGUCCACAGAUGCGGAACAGGCCUGCACCGCUGACAGGGCUGAGAUGGCCCAGCUCCGAGCUGAACUCGCCAAGCUGACGUCCGCUGUGAAUGUGAUGACCCGUGACACCGGUGCCCCUUCCCAGCGUGGCCGCCAACGAGAGCGUAGUCCCGGGCCACCGUCACGCCACCCAAGUGCCUCCAGGUCUCCCGGCCGUGACAAUCACGACGACCUUUGCUGGUAUCACCGUGCGUUCGGUGCGAAGGCGAACAAAUGCCGAGACCCCUGCCGAUUCCUGUCGGGAAACGGGAAGGCCAGCCACUAG